ACGUGAGUCUCAGCAGUGACUUCAUCUCAGGCUUCUGUGGUGAAACUGAGGACGACCACCAGCAGACUUUGUCUCUAAUCAGAGAGGUGGGCUACAAUGUGGGAUUCCUUUUUGCUUACAGUAUGAGAAAGAAGACGCAUGCCUUCCACCGGCUCCAAGAUGACGUCCCAGUGGAGGUGAAGCAGCGAAGGCUGGAGGAGUGCAUCACCGUGUUCAGAGAAGAAGCUGAAAGGGUCAACGCUGCUCUCAUUGGCAGUACACAGCUUGUGCUGGUGGAGGGAGAAAGUAAAAGAUCUGCCGAGGACCUGUGUGGAAGAACUGAUGGCAACAUGAAAGUGAUUUUCGCCAAAGAGGAUGUUCAUGUUCAGCCUACAGCAUUCAGCACUGUACCCAUCAGUGCUGGAGACUAUGUGCUGGUGAAGAUCUUGUCUGCCAACUCCCAGAGUCUGAGAGGUCGAGCUCUCAGUCUCAGCUCCCUGAGAGCCAGAGAAGUGCGCUGUAGGACUCCACCUGAGGACCAGCGUGAUGAACAUGUAGCUCAAACUCAACCGUGACUUAAACAUGUCACUGAUUGAUGGACACGGAUGAUACCACAUCGAACAGACUGCUACAUUUCCUUCAUCACUUGUUUGACGUUUUUGACAAAUGGAGGAUGCUUUCAGGUGGACUGUUGCAACAAGCUGUGAAAGUUUCACUUGUAAACAUUGAACUACGGAAGUUUAUUAAAAGCUGUUUGAACGAUG
Neolamprologus brichardi is the source of this 743-nucleotide messenger RNA. NCBI's taxonomy places the organism in Eukaryota, Metazoa, Chordata, Actinopteri, Cichliformes, Cichlidae. The record is from RefSeq and is a predicted model, not a curated record.